Rhizophagus irregularis DAOM 181602=DAOM 197198 is the source of this 696-nucleotide messenger RNA. RefSeq lists its product as uncharacterized. The record is from RefSeq and is a predicted model, not a curated record. Lineage: Eukaryota; Fungi; Glomeromycota; Glomeromycetes; Glomerales; Glomeraceae.
AUGACAGCUCCAGGAUACUACCAGGACGCUACCAGGACGCUGCCUACCAUGGUGCUAAUUUCCAAAGAUUGGAUGAAAUUAUGGUAUAAAGCCGGCCAAAAUCUGAACUGCAAAUUUACUGCGCCACCUGAUGAUUUUUUUACACCAUUUCAGCAACUUAAAAGGCCAGCAAAUGGGCCACACUCUCGACCUCAAAUAUGGCAACCAAAAGGGUCAAAGAGUGGAAAAACCAACUUUACUCCUAUACAAUUGUUAAAAGGCUUCAUAAUGGAAAAACAAACCUCUGCCCUACUUAGCGACCAAACAGUCACAGACCAUGAAGAUACUACUGCAAUUCCUUUAUCAAAAAAUAAUAAAAAAAGAAAAAUUCAGACAGAGCAACGAAAGUUAACUGAUUGGUUUGAAUCAACUAAUAUACCUCCUCAAAAAGAAGCAUCUAUUACUCGUGCUCUUGUACGUGUAUUUACAUGUUGUGGUAUAUCAUUUUCAAUUAUUGAAACCCCAUUUUUUAUCAAAUUUCUUCAUGAAAUGAGACCAGGAUAUAUGCCACCUUCACGUGAAUUGUUUGGUAGUAGAUUAUUAAAUCAAGAAAUAGCAAGAGUUAAUGAAAAAGUUAAGAAAAUUAUUGAAGAUUCUAAAAAUCUAAUGCUUGAUGAGUCAAGAAUUAAGAUUUAUUUAUUUUUUUAUAUUUUAUAA